GUGGAAGAGAGAAAGAAAUGAGCUGUGAGAUUUUGCGACGGAGGAGAUUUGUCUUUGUGCGACGUAGUACGAACCCUAAAUCCUCUUUUAGCUCUGCCCUCCAUCUUCAAGCUCUCCGAAAAAUCUCAGCUUUCGUCGAAUCUUUCUCAAAUUAGGUGAAGUUUUGAAUUGCGUAGCGGCUCCAAAAUCAUGCUGUUCAAUAGGCUAUCAAGAUUAGGUUCUAGCAUUGUUAAAGAGCUUCCAAGAGAGAGGCAUUUCUCAAUGCGUGGAAUGAGGAUUCUACAAAGGUCUUAUGGCCAAUAUCUGCAAUCUUCGGAAUCUGAACACCACCCUUGUCAGUAUCAUGAAAUGGUUAAGCCAUUUAUAGGAUAUGUGAUGCUUAAUGAUAACAUAAGUUCAGCAAUCAAUAGAGAGAGAGAGAGAAAUAACGAUUUGGCUUUGGCUCAAACUAAUUUGGUGACUUGUCCAAUGCCACAAAGGCAAACUAGGAGUUUCCAUGAAGCAUUUUUCUCGAGUAAUCAUCAUAUGUUUUCUGCAUCAUAUAGCACAGCCUCUGAAAAAGGUGGCGAAGAAACAGAAAAGAUAAACGUUAUCUUUGUUGAUAAAGAUGGAGAGGAAAUACAUGUUAAGGUCCCCAUUGGAAUGAACAUCCUUGAAGCUGCUCAUGAAAAUGAUAUUGAACUCGAAGGGGCGUGUGAAGGUUCUCUAGCAUGUUCGACGUGCCAUGUCAUUGUUAUGGACACCGAAUACUACAACAAACUCGAAGAACCAACAGAUGAAGAGAAUGAUAUGCUAGAUCUUGCUUUUGGGUUAACAGAAACGUCGCGAUUGGGAUGUCAAGUCAUUGCAAAACCAGAGCUAGAUGGAGUACGCUUAGCCAUUCCUUCAGCUACCAGAAAUUUUGCUGUUGAUGGGUUUGUUCCAAAACCUCACUAGUCACACUAAAGCCUCGGAGCUGAGGGGUUAUUUUGAGUUUACACUGGUUUACUAUCCGGAAAAAAAAAACUCAUUACAUAAAAUUACCCUUAGGGAGUUAUACAAAUGUAUUUCAGACGGUGAGAUUUCAAUUGCAGCAUUGUCUUAUUGUUUC
This is a messenger RNA of Camelina sativa (false flax), 1090 nucleotides long. Its product is annotated as adrenodoxin-like protein 2, mitochondrial. Lineage: Eukaryota; Viridiplantae; Streptophyta; Magnoliopsida; Brassicales; Brassicaceae. The record is from RefSeq and is a predicted model, not a curated record. Gene Ontology annotation, cellular component: mitochondrion. Gene Ontology annotation, molecular function: 2 iron, 2 sulfur cluster binding; electron transfer activity. Gene Ontology annotation, biological process: P450-containing electron transport chain.